CUUUUGGACUCAUAAAGCCCAAAAGCGUUUUCCUCUACUCACUGUCAAGGUGACGCGCUUCGCUGCUGACAGAUUCCCUCUUUUUCGUGUCUUUCUCUUUUCCUCUCUCUCUCUCUCACGCACACACAGACACACACCAGCGGACAUGAGCGCAGCGGCGUUGGUGGGAGUUUUUGGUCACAGGCUCGUUGGUGGCUGCAGAUUUACUCUCCAAUAAGAACCAGGUGCUCGCGCGUAAAAGAACUUGCCAAAGGACGCGCGGAGUCACAGUUGGAAAACCACAGGCGAAACACCUGUCGGACGCCUCUUCCCUUUUUUUCAUUUUAAAAUCCAAAACCUGGGGAUAACUUCGAUCUCCGGACUACAUUGCAGAGGGAAUAUGUCAGUUGGCCUGCGGGGCCACUGACCGAGGGAGCGAGCAUCGGCUUUCGUCUUGUUGAGGCGACCAAGCGCGCAGCGAGAUGAUGCAGCAUCCUUUGGACAUGGGAGCGCAAUUCUAUGCUCCGGACUUUAGCGCCGACCACAGGACCCAUCGCUACAGGAGUUUCAUGAUAGAGGAAAUCCUGACCGAUCACCCGGAGCACAAAGUGUCAGCUCCGGCCGGAGAACUCCUCAAAUUCGGCGUACACGCUCUGCUGUCCGCCCGGCCUUUCCACAGCCAGCUGGCGCUUAAAGCCGAGCAGACGAGCCUCCUUAAGUUCCCCAUGUCCCCGCUGUCCUGUUCGCUGGGCUCCCCGCUCGGCCCGCCGCUGCUGUCCGCGGCUGCGGGCCUGCAGGUCGGCGCCGCGUCCCACCACCUGCCGCUGGAUCUGCACCUCCGCGGGAAGCUGGAGCACGGAGUCGACGGAGGCAGCAAAGUGAAGAAGGGCCGCCGGAGCCGCACCGUCUUCACCGAGCUGCAGCUCAUGGGCCUGGAGAAGCGCUUCGAGAAGCAGAAGUACCUGUCCACGCCCGAUAGAAUAGACCUUGCUGAGUCUCUGGGCCUCAGUCAACUGCAGGUGAAGACGUGGUACCAGAACAGACGGAUGAAGUGGAAGAAAAUUGUGCUUCAGGGAGGAGGUCUGGAGUCGCCGACUAAACCAAAAGGCCGUCCAAAGAAGAACUCCAUCCCCAGCAGUGAGCAGAUCUCUGAGCAGGAGCGAUCAGCGGCUGAUGUUGAGCAUCACUCUGAAAGCUCCGACUCCCACUUAGAUGUCACGCAGGAGGAAUGAGCUGCUGUAGCCGUGUGGCCUGUACAGACACUCUAGACUCUUAUAUGUGCAGACUCUGUGGGACCAGACUCCAUCAUCCUGAUCGUGGCAUGGCAUAGCAUGGCGACGCUAUCUUACCUGAUGCUCCCCUCCCUCCCCAACUCCCCCCCCCCAAAAAAAAGACUUGCAGGUUCCACUGAAACUGAGCACGCACCACUUUUCAACAGCCAUGUGUUUUUGUCAAAGCCCUGCCAGCGUGUGUUCCCUCAUGGUGAACGUGCUGCUGUUGAGGAGGGAGCUCAAAGUGCUGCAGUAGGUGUCCACACUUUUUAUUCUAAGGAUUCACACUCACUCUGAAUCUGUUCUGCUUUUCCUUCUGUGUAACUGUGCUAUGUUUAAUUAUUAUUAAAUGUAUUUUCACUAAU
This is a messenger RNA of Solea senegalensis (Senegalese sole), 1615 nucleotides long. RefSeq names its product BARX homeobox 1 (gene barx1). Gene Ontology annotation, biological process: regulation of transcription by RNA polymerase II. Lineage: Eukaryota; Metazoa; Chordata; Actinopteri; Pleuronectiformes; Soleidae. Gene Ontology annotation, molecular function: DNA-binding transcription factor activity, RNA polymerase II-specific; RNA polymerase II transcription regulatory region sequence-specific DNA binding. The record is from RefSeq and is a predicted model, not a curated record. Gene Ontology annotation, cellular component: nucleus. The transcript has 4 exons. Bases 462 to 1211 code for a protein of 249 amino acids.